Bipolaris zeicola 26-R-13 is the source of this 1932-nucleotide messenger RNA. RefSeq lists its product as uncharacterized. The record is from RefSeq and is a predicted model, not a curated record. Lineage: Eukaryota; Fungi; Ascomycota; Dothideomycetes; Pleosporales; Pleosporaceae. Bases 1 to 1932 code for a protein of 643 amino acids. The transcript has a single exon. Gene Ontology annotation, molecular function: hydrolase activity, acting on carbon-nitrogen (but not peptide) bonds.
AUGUCCCAAGCCAUCAAAGGCCUUUUGCUUGCCAGCUUGGCAGGAUCGGCUCUGAGUAGCACUAUUCCUCGUGCUGCCUCACUGCCUGUCGCCGAUACAGUGUUUGUAAAUGGAGUGAUCCAUACUCUUGACGACAAAAGCAACACCAUCACCGCAGGUUCAUUGGCCAUCACCAAUGGCACAAUCACAUGCGUUGGUAAAGAGGAGGACUGCAAGCCCGCUGUUGGAGCUUCAACCAAGGUGGUCAACCUGAACGGCAAAUCAAUGAUCCCUGGCCUGAUCGAUGCCCAUAUCCACCCCCUUGAUGCUGGCCGAGCAAUGCUUGGAUGUACUCUGCGCUUCCAACAGCUCUCUCCUGAGGGCCUCCGCAAGAUCAUUCAAGCCUGCAUUGACUCGCAGCCUGGCCAGAAUGACCUUUUGACAGUCACUGAGUGGGACCGUGAAGGAUUCACCACCCUGAACGGAGGAGCAAACAAGUCCAUGCUCGACUCACUCAACACCACCCGGCCAAUUGCUAUCAUUGCUUCCAGCCAGCACAACAUCUUCGUUAAUUCCAGAGCUCUCCAGCUCAUUAAUGCUACCCGCGACACCCCUAACCCUCCUGGCGGUAGGAUCGGACGCGACGCCAAGGGCGACCUCACUGGUAUGCUCGAGGAAAACGCGGUUGUUCCCAUCCGAGCUCUCAUGGGAGACCGUGGCAUUGCCCAGCUCGAUGCUGCCACUGCGGCCAUCUCGCAACUCCGCCGCAAGGGUAUCACCAGCUUCUUGGACGCACUCCAGACACCACACACAGCCUGGUCUAGCCUCAAGUCCACCAACGAGCUGACUGCUCGUGUCUUCAACAACUUUGGUAUCUUCGGAAACACUGAUUUCUCCACAAUCAUCAGCCAAGCAGUAGCAAGCAGGAAGCAGUUGGAUGAGGCUCUUGUCGCCGCUCCAGGCCAACAGUGGCGCAACGUCAAGUUCUUCAUUGAUGGCAUUCUGCCUUCUUCCUCCGAGUCCAGCUGGCUCCUCAACCCCUACCUCGUCCAAGAUUCCAAGGGCAACUGGGUCCCAGGCAACCACUUUGGUCUUCCCAACACCAACCAAACCGAGCUUCAGAAACUCCUCACGUUGACUCUGGACGCCGGAAUGGGUCUCCACGUCCACGCCAGUGGUGACAGGGCCGUCCGCACCAUACUCGACAUCGCCACCGGCAUGAACCGCACCUUUGCCCCCCACGACAUCGGCAUUGCCCACGCCGAGCUCGUCGCCGCCGAAGACCGCAACCGCUUCCAGGAACUUGGUAUCCCCGUCAUUGCCUCGUACCAAUGGGCGCAAAAGGCCACCUACUGGGCCGGUGACAACUCGCUCGUCCUCGGCACUGACCGCAUGGCCGUCGCCCAAUCCUCCGGUCUCCUCAGCAAGGCGGGCGCCCUCGUCGCCUACGGCUCAGACUGGCCCGUCGACCCUCUCGACCCCUUCCUCGCCCUCGCCGUCGGCGUCACCCGCGCCGGCGACCCCCAGAACAAGAACGCCCACGCCAGCUUCGGUCCCCAGUUCGUCGGCCGCCUCGACCAGCAACCCGCUCUCUCCCGCGAGGCCGCCCUCAGGGGCAUGACCACCGUCGCCGCCACCUACCUCAACAGCUCCGCCAGCAUCGGAUCCCUCGAGCCCGGCAAAUUUGCUGAUCUCCUCAUCCUCGACAAGGACUACUUUGACACUGCUGCUGUCCCUGAUGAUGCCCUCUCCAGGAACAAAGUCCUCAUGACUAUGGUUGGUGGCCGCGCUGUCUUUUCUGAUGAGUCUGCUACUUUCUUGCCCGCCGAGUGGCAGGCGGAGUCCAAGAAGCUCGAUAGCAACCCUGUUAUCCAGCGCAUGAAGCCUGGUAACAUUCUCACCCGCGCUAUUACUGGUCGCGCUUGUGGUUCGCACGUUGGACACCAGCACUAA